Messenger RNA from Sitophilus oryzae (rice weevil), 1171 nucleotides. RefSeq lists its product as uncharacterized. The record is from RefSeq and is a predicted model, not a curated record. Lineage: Eukaryota; Metazoa; Arthropoda; Insecta; Coleoptera; Curculionidae. The coding region runs from base 61 to 1047 and encodes 328 amino acids. The transcript is spliced from 3 exons.
UUACUUCAGUUCCAGCACCGUUUCAAGAACUAGUGUCUAGCUACAAAAUCAGCCACUACAAUGAAGACUGUUAUUUUCGCUACCCUCCUAGCUUUGGCUAGCGCCUACCCAUACCCAGCACAGUCUCCCUUCUUUGGUGCAUACAGCCAAGGACUUUCAGGAGGUUCAGCUGCUGCAUGGGCAUUCCAACAAAAUGUUGCUGAAGAGGCUUACCAACAGACCUUUGGAGCACAAUCUGCGUCUCAACAAAGCACUGCUCAAGCUAUCCAAGGAACUGUGGGUGCACAAAACGGACCAGUAAACGCCCAAGCUGCCGCUGCUCAAGCUGCCCAAGCCGCUAGCCAGAUCGUGCAAGGUGCCGAACAAGAACAACAGAACCAAUUCCAAGGAUCCAUUCAGCAGUUGGCUCAAGGACAACAACAAGGAGGCGCUGCAAACGGAUCUUUCGGACCACAAAACGCUGGACAAGCUUUCGCACAACAAGCACAAAAGCAACAAGCUAUCCAGGAACUCCAAAAACAACAACAAAACCAAGCCCAACCUGGAUCCACUGGUCAAAACCUCCAACAAACUCUCCAAGCUGGAAUCGAAGCCCAAUUCGCAGCCCAAAACACACAAAACCAACAACAACCCGGUCAAGCUCAGGCUACCGCUGCCGAAUUCCAAGCCCAAGUCCAACAAUUGGUAGACCAAACCAACGCUGAACAAACCAAGAUUGCUAUUGCGGCCGCUCAACACAAAGCCAACCAACUCCAACAACAACGCCAAUUCGCUAACCAACAAAGCCAGAAAGUACAAGCUCAACUCGCUGCUGUCAGACAAGUAGGAGCUUCUCCCCAACAAGUCCAGCAAUUGCAACAGGCUCAGGCUCAACUCCAGCAACAGCAACAAUCUCUCGCUCAACAGGAACAAGCUCAGCAUUUGGCUGCACAACAAUUGCAACAGGUGCUCAUCGGCCAGCAGAGCCAAAUCCAGAAUGACAUUGCUAACCAACAGGCUGCCCAAAAUGCCCAGAAUGCUGCCCAGGGAAAUGCAGGGGGAUACUAAACUAAGAAUAAGAUUAACAGUUAUUUGAUAAAUAGUAUUUAUACUAUGAUUUAAAUUAUUGUAUUACGACUGACGGAGUUACUAGUUGUAUAUUUUUAAGGCAAGAUAAAUAAAUAUCAUUUUG